GGGUCGUGCGGCCGCGGUAACUUUCCGAACAGAGCCAAAGAGGCGCCCGGAGCCCCCCGCAGCAGCGCCGCGCUCCCCGUGCCAGCAGCCCCGGCUCGGCCCCGCCGCCGCUCGCCGCCUCCCCAGCGCCGCGCAGCCGCCGCCGCCUCAGCCCCGGGAGCCAGCCCCGGGAGCCGGCCCCGGUCCCCCCGAGUCCAAGCAUCCACUGAAACUUCUGCCGUGAACUUUGGCUGAGCAGCACAGGAGUGUGGUUAACUUUCACAGAGAGGAAAGAAUAGUUUUAUGCUGAAAAGUUAUGGUUCCUGCUUACAUUUAUCAUCUUUACCCAUAUGGCUAAAAGGACAAAGUUGUGACAAGCUAGUCUCCAUAGCAGGAAUUUAAGUGCAAGUGCCAAGCAACUUCUGAAGAGCUUUAUUCUGCUAUCCUGUUAAUAUGAUGUGUGUCUUCCUGUGCUGGUAGUCUGCAAAAAUAGGAUCUAUUUGGAAUUUUUAGCACUUUGAGGUACAACAAUGGUGGCCCAUGUGCUUUUCUGGUGGAUUCUGAAAGGGCUUUUUCUGUCUUUUCUGCUCACAACUACUCUGUCCCUAAACCCAGAUGAUCCAAAUGUUUGUAGUCAUUGGGAAAGCUAUGCGGUGACAGUACAGGAAUCUUAUGCUCAUCCUUUUGAUCAGAUCUAUUAUACAAGAUGUACCGACAUACUGAACUGGUUCAAGUGUACUAGACACAGAAUAAGUUAUAAAACAGCAUAUCGAAGAGGACUAAGAACUAUGUAUCGGCGAAGAUCUCAGUGCUGCCCUGGAUAUUACGAAAGCGGAGACUACUGUAUACCACUCUGCACAGAGGAGUGUGUGCAUGGAAGAUGCGUUUCUCCUGACACUUGUCAUUGUGAACCAGGAUGGGGAGGUACUGAUUGCUCCAGUGGUUGCGACAGCGAUCACUGGGGACCCCACUGCAGCAACCGCUGCCAGUGCCAGAACGAGGCCCUCUGCAACCCCAUCACGGGCGCCUGUGUCUGCGCAGAUGGGUACCAGGGCUGGCGCUGCGAAGAGCUCUGCGACCCCGGGAGCUAUGGCAAGGGCUGCCAGUUCCAGUGCCAAUGCCACAACGGAGCUACCUGCGACCACGAGACGGGAGAAUGUCACUGCGCUCCCGGAUACACGGGGGUGUUUUGCGAAGAGCGCUGUCCCCCAGGCAGUCACGGAGCUCAGUGUGAAUUGCGCUGCCCUUGCCAGAAUGGGGGAGUCUGUCACCACAUCACUGGAGAGUGCUCCUGUCCUCCUGGAUGGAUGGGGCUGGUGUGUGCACAGCCGUGUCCUUCUGGAACAUUUGGAAUUAACUGCAGCCAGGACUGCCCAUGCCACAACGGAGGACACUGUGAUCCUGUGACAGGAAAAUGCAUCUGCACUCCUGGAUAUGUGGGAGACAGGUGUCAAGAAGAGUGUCCUAUUGGGACAUACGGCUUUCAGUGCACACAAAGAUGUGACUGCCAAAAUGGUGCAAAGUGUUAUCACGUCAAUGGAGCUUGUAUGUGUGACCCUGGAUUUAAAGGGAUUCAUUGCCAAGAAAGAAUGUGUCCAGAAGGGUUAUAUGGCCUCAAAUGCAACAAGAGAUGUCCUUGCAAUAUUACCAACACUCUCAGCUGCCAUCCAUUGUCUGGAGAAUGUAGCUGCAAAGCCGGCUGGGCUGGACUCUACUGCAAUGAAACCUGUCCCCCUGGAUACUACGGCGAAGGCUGCCAGCUGACCUGCUCCUGCCAGAACGGUGCAGAUUGUGACAGCAUCACAGGAAAGUGUACGUGUGCACCAGGAUACAUGGGAGAUGACUGCACCAUUACCUGCAUGGAAGGAACCUAUGGUACCAAUUGCUCAUCAGUUUGUAAUUGCAAAAAUGAUGGCACAUGUUCCCCCGUGGACGGUCUAUGCAUUUGCAAAGAAGGGUGGCAAGGAAUGGAUUGCUCUAUUCCAUGUUCGAGUGGAAGUUGGGGUCUUAACUGUAACCAGACAUGCUAUUGCACAAAUGGAGCUGCCUGCAGGCCAGCUGAUGGCUUUUGUCUCUGCUCACCUGGAUGGCAAGGGGAGUACUGUGACCAGCCCUGUCCCGAUGGAACAUAUGGUCUUAAUUGCAGUGAACGUUGUGAUUGUAGCCAUGCAGAUGGGUGCGAUCCUGUCACCGGUUACUGCUGCUGUCUUGCUGGCUGGACAGGCAUCCACUGUGACAAUAUCUGCAGCCAGGGCCGCUGGGGACCAAACUGCUCCAUCUCCUGUAACUGUGAGAACGGGGGAUCCUGCUCCCCAGAGGACGGCACCUGUGACUGUGCACCCGGAUACAGAGGACCCUUGUGCCAGAGAAUUUGUCCCCCUGGCUUCCAUGGACACCACUGCAGCCAGCCAUGCCCUCAGUGUGUGCACAGCAGCGGUCCCUGUCACCACGUGUCAGGACACUGUGACUGUUUGCCAGGAUUCUUUGGCGCACUCUGCAACCAAGUCUGUCCCAGUGGAAAAUAUGGGAAGAACUGUGAUGAGGUCUGCCAGUGCACCGAGAACGGGACGUGCAAUCCUAUUGAUGGAUCAUGCCAGUGUUUUCCAGGCUGGAUAGGGAAGGACUGCUCUCAGACUUGUCCCACAGGUUUUUGGGGCCCUGAUUGCUUUCAUUCAUGCAACUGCCACAACGGAGCAAUGUGCAGCCCUUACGAUGGAGAGUGUAGAUGUACUCAUGGUUGGACGGGGCUCUACUGCACUCAGCGUUGCCCAACUGCUUUUUAUGGAAAAAACUGUGCCAAUGUCUGUCAGUGUCAGAACGGAGCAGACUGUGACCACAUCACCGGCCAGUGCACAUGCAGGACUGGAUUUACAGGCAAACAGUGUGAGCAAAAGUGCUCACCAGGAACAUUUGGUUAUGGUUGCAAACAACUGUGUGAGUGCAUGAAUAAUGCUACAUGUGACCAUGUCACAGGUACUUGCUACUGCAGUCCAGGCUUCAAAGGAAUCAGAUGUGAUCAAGCGGCUCUCAUGAUGGAAGAAUUAAACCCCUAUACUAAAAUUAGCCCUGCUCUUGGAUCAGAGAGGCACUCAGUGGGAGCAAUCAUUGGAAUUAUUAUUCUCCUUCUAAUUAUUAUGGUCUUGCUGGCACUGUUUGUGUGGUAUCGACGGAAACAGAAGGAGAAGGGCCAUGACAUGCCAAGUGUAUCUUAUACUCCAGCCAUGAGGAUGACUAAUACAGAUUACUCACUUUCUGAUAUAUCUCAAGGUAGCGGCAGCGUACAUUGUUUUUCCAAUCCAAGCUACCACACUCUAUCAUGUGGUGUGACUUCACGCUUCUUUACCAGUAAUGUGGAUGGAAACAGCUCCAGUAAGCUCAAUAACAAAAUCCUUGACAGAGAAACUGCAGACUGGAGACCCUACAGCUAUCUGAAUGAACUAGGUGCUUGUGGGAUGGAUAGACGUCAGAACACAUACAUAAUGGAAAAAAGCUUCAAAGACUACAUGAAGGAGUCUGUGUGCAGCUCCAGCACUUGUUCUCUGAACAGCAGUGAAAACCCAUACGCCACCAUUAAAGACCCCCCCAUUUUAACAUGCAAACACUCCGAGAGCAGCUACGUGGAAAUGAAAUCGCCUGGUCACAGGGAAUCCCCAUAUUCAGAAAUGCCCACUUCGUCCACAGCCAACAAAAACAUCUACGAAGUUGAGCCCACCGUCAGCGUGGUCCAAGACGCCCGUAGCCGGAGUGCCAGUUACCUCCAAAACCCAUACGACCUGCCUAGGAACAGUCACAUUCCUAGUCACUACGACCUCCUCCCCGUGAGGCACAGCCCGACGCACGGGCCAUCUUGGGACAAGCAGUCUUAAAGGGAUGGACUUCACUGUGCUGUAACACAAACUUUGAGGAAGCAAAAGAGAAGACAAUCCUUUUCUGUGCUGCAGGAUGCUGACGUGACUGCAGACUUACGCAAGGACCUAACGUAACAAAACAUCAGCUUGGGCCAGCUGCUGCUGCAUGAUGUUAUUUAAAAAAACAUUUUUUUAUAUGGGUCACAGGAACUAAUGAGUACCUUCUCCAGGUGUCACUGGAGCACGUCAUGCCAGGAAAGUGUUCACAUGCUCCAGGCAAAGGCUCUCCAUGGUGUGUAUUCUACCCCUGGCUUUGCUGUAAAAUACAACACAAAAACACGCUAAGUAGAAGGACUUAAGAGACGUACAUUUCUACCAGCUGUAUAAAAAAAAAAAAAAGAACUUGUACUGUUAGGAACAAGGUGGCUAGGAAUACGCUGAGAUAUAUUUUACAUCUUUGUCAUGGAAAUGGACAUUGUUCCGAACGAAAGCAGGGAAGCUUCUCAUUUCACUGUCUGGAAACCUCAUUUACUGCCAUCACCAUACACAUCCUGCGCAGCUCAUGCUUGGACCUUAGCGCUGAAAUGUUCAUCUUUACAUUCAGUACCAGGCUAUUUGAGUAGAGGAAACCUACAUCCUGUGCAGGUUUUAAAAGGUAACAAUGUCCAGUCGAUGUCUUCAGUUUAAACAAAGAAUCUCAUACCCAGCUUACCACACUUUUAACAAGCUACACAUACUUUGACCGGUACAGUGAUGCUUUAAUUCUCCUUAUACAGCUUCAGUUUUCUUAGAUAAAUGCACUAGCUUUGUCAGGCAGCCUAAAUUGCUGCACCUCCAUUUACUUCCCUGGGACACUGCAGGUUUGCACAGGCUAACCCCUGGUUUGGUUUCCUUUCCUAAUGCUAGGACACGUCGGCUUCUCUAGGCCAUCUUUACAAACCACCCCAUUGUGAUUCACCUGACAGCAUGCCAUUUAUGACACCCUUUAAUUUGAUGUGCAUUACCAUGUAGUGCAAUUUUAUUUGUUGAUGAUUCUACCUGAAACAUCAUUAAAUUGAGCUGAAACUGAGUUUUCUUUUUCAGCAGCUGUUUGUGGAAUAAUUAUCACGGGGUUGACUUAUGGUAAAGCUUUGGACUAAGCCACAAUGAUUUUUUUUAUUUUAUUUUUUGUGUGUGUGAUCCUUAUUGACCUAGAAAGUAGAAUACUUGCCGUUAAGCAGUUCCUUGUAGAUUUUGAGCAUGAAGUAGUAUUGAUUCUAAGUAUGUAAUUUUAUUAGGCAAACGUGGAAGUAGCAAGAUGAUUGCCUCUGAAAUAUAAAAAAAAAAAAAAAAUUCUGUUGCACAUUCACCAGUCUGAUGGAAGCAGAAGAGAAUGAAACCAACACCAAGCAGUUUGCUCAAAGCAUGAUCGCUCGCGUAGCUGCUGCUGCAGGGGACUCUCCGAGGAGCCUCCCAGCUCAGAGGCAGUGGCUGCAACUCAGCUCUAAGUCCAACGGGGCCACGGAUCACUGGGAGUGCCCCAGGCCGGGUGGUGCUGAGCCCACACAGUGCCCCUGGAUGCUCAUCUCAGGGUGCAGGAGCCCUGGCAAUGCUCUGCUGCAGGAGCUGGGACGCCGUGGGGUGGUCGGGUUGGCUCUGAACCCCUCUGUGCAAAGCAGGAGCUUGGCAGCGAGACAGCUGAGCUGAGCCCAGAGAUCCCCCCAGGCUUGCAGAGCAGCAGAUUUUCAGUAUUUACAUGAAUGCUGCAUGUGUGCAUGGGGGCGAUGACUGAUCAGCAAUAGCAAUUUUAUUUUCCAGGAAAGCCUUAUUUGAGAUGUAACUAGACAAUUAUUUUGUAGAGCCAGUAGGGAUAUAUUUUGCAUACGUAUAUGGAAAGACUUACCUCAAAAAUAGCAAGGGAAAGGCAGUUUGAUAAGGAAUCCUCUGGUUAGAGACCUACCGUGACAUCGAGCACAAACAGUCUCAGCUGCCAGCCUGACCAAUGUCUGUGUGUGUGUUGCUGUAAAGUUUGGGAUGAGAGAGCAGAGAUGGGCUCAGAUGUGUUUGUUUUUUUUCAAAGCUGGAGUUUCAAACCAAAUGCAACAAUGUGCAUAGAGCUUCAUAGGAGAAAGAAAACAACAAAAACAACAACAAAGCAAGUACCUUCUUGUAUAUUAGCAUUAGCUUAGAAAAUAGGCACCAAAAUGGCAAUACUUUUUUAAGGCAAGACAGAUUUGUAAUAUAUUUGUUCACUGUGCGAAGGUAUUCUACCUUGUACAAAAUAAAUUGAAUUUCUCUCAAA
Anas platyrhynchos (mallard) is the source of this 6108-nucleotide messenger RNA. NCBI's taxonomy places the organism in Eukaryota, Metazoa, Chordata, Aves, Anseriformes, Anatidae. The record is from RefSeq and is a predicted model, not a curated record.